GUCCUGCUCCUGGGCACUGUCCGCCACCCGCCGCCUGCCGCUCCUGCACUGCCUGCCUCCGGUCUCUGCCGUGACACAUCCUCCGCAGCCCUGGGAAGCUGCCUCGCAGAGGUUCUCACGCCUCCAGAACCAGAGUGCAGGGAGACGUGCCGGCACAGGCCCUGCUGACUUAUCUGGCUGGCCCGGCAGGCCGCACGGAAAUUGUGCUUUUAUCACCCAGAGCGUAUCUGCCCCCCGAGCUCCAGGCCCCCAGAUGAGUGGCACUCCCGCGGUCAGAUUGGCACACAGCGAGCUGGCUGCAGACAAGGCGGCAGGAAGGAAGCAGGGAAGCAGCAACGCUCCACGUGUGGAUUAAGCAGGAGCCACCGUGAGUGGGCCACAGGGAAGACCAGCACCCCCGCCAGAGAAAAGAAAAUGAGUCUCCUCAAAGAGCGGAAACCCAAGAAGCCGCACUACAUCCCCAGGCCUCCGGGAAAGCCCUUCAAGUACAAGUGCUUCCAGUGUCCCUUCACCUGCAACGAGAAGUCUCAUCUCUUUAACCACAUGAAGUACGGUCUCUGUAAAAACUCCAUCACUCUAGUGUCGGAGCAAGACCGUGUCCCCAAGUGCUCCAAAUCUAACUCUCUGGACCCUAAGCACGUGCACCCGCCAGACCCUGUGGUAAAGCCCACCUCCUCCAAGUCUGCCACUAACAGGCUCCCCCACCUGGACGCCAAGCUCCCGCUCAGCCUUGCUAAGGACGAUGCCAAGGAAAACGUGGAACUGCAGGUGCACGGGCCCCACAAGGGCACCGGGCAGAAGCCCACUCCCCACAAGGAAGCCGCACGCCUGGGUCCGGCCCCAGAAGCCGCCCUGGGCACCCAGCCAGCCCUGGAAGGCGUCGUGCGGCCGUCGGCCUUUGUUCCCGUGGGAGAACACAGACUCAAGGGCCCAGAGCACACUGAGGCUCCCGAGCCGCUAGCCCUGCCCAGCCCCACCGCCAAGGCCACCGCCUUCCACACCAAGUCUGCAUUCCACGCCCCUGCCUACCCGUGGAAAGCUGGCUCGCCAUUCCUCCCGCCCGAGUUUCCACAUAAAAUCCCACCCACAAAGGGGUUUGGUGCCCUUUCCCCUUACAUGCACCCUACGAUCCCUGAGUACCCACCUCACUUUUACACAGAGCACGGACUGGCCACCAUCUACUCACCCUACCGACUAGCUGGGAACUCGCCGGAGUGUGACACCCCCCUGCUGUCGGUCUAUGGGGCCCAAGACCAGAGGCACUUCCUGCCUCACCCAGGGCCAAUGCCUAAGCACUUGAACCCAUCUCCCUCGACAUACGACCAUUACAGGUUCUUCCAGCAGUACCACCCCAAUCUGCCAAUUCCUUAUGGAUUUUACAGACCAGAGUCUGCAUUUUCCUCCUAUGGUCUCAGACUCCCACUUGUCACUGGUAUUUCACAAGAUCAAAGUUCUCACCUACUCGAAGAAGCUGCCCUGGUCUACCGGGCCUCGAGUCCGUCCAAAUUAAACCCUUCCAACUCCCAUAAAAAACAUGCAGAGUUUGACAAAGAGAGUCUGACUCCCGAGGCUGAAGACCCUCCCAAAGACGGGCAGAGGGACACAGAAGGGACCAAGAUGAGCCCACGCGCAGGCAGCGCAGCCACGGGCUCCCCGGGAAGGCCGAGUCCCACCAACUUCACACAGACAAGCCAGCCAUGUGCUGGACCGGGCGGCCUCUCAGACAAGCCCACCCUCAGUGCCUUGGGAAGGCUCCAGCAACCCGAACAGAGCCUCACUGCCUUCAAGCCCAUCAUGAAAAGCACAGAGCACCCACAUUCCCAAGCUCUGGAAAACAGAGACAACUCCCCAAAAAGCCCCGAAGUGCUGAGCACCGACGCUGCGGCCCAGGCAGGAAGCACCUGCGACAGCACGCCGUCCAGCCCGGAGGGUGGUUCCAGGACAGCCCCACUGAACCUCUCCAAGAAACUGGAGACCAAGCCGGCAGCCACUCACAACCCCGUGUACAAAGACUUCGAAGAGCUGCAGGACGUGCCUCUUAACCUCUCAGUGAAGGACCCCUGCAAUGCCCUGAUGCCGAGGCCCUCCCUCCACAGCCCGCCACGAGAGCCGGAACCCGCUCCUGCUUCUCAGAAGGCUGAGCCAGAAGGUUCUGGAGAUGGGCCAGACCACACUGAGACGAACCAGAACGGCCCUAGCUCUGAGGAGGCUCUAGUGGCCAGCCCCACUGGGAAGGCCCAGGAUGCACGAGCAGCGGACAACAGUGACGAGCAGAAGCAGACGGCGGCCGUGGCCCUCUGCCAACUGGCAGCCUACAGCCCAGGCCCUGUCCGGGUGGGCGAUGGGGACCCCGCAGCCCAGGAGUCCACCUGCCAACGUGACACACCCGCGCCCAGUGCCUCAGCAAGCCAGGAGCCUCCGAGUGACCUCAGACCCAAAGCACAGAAGAGAACAAGCCCACGGGAUGCAGGGAGGUCCCAGCAGGGAGCUAAGAAGGCAAAGCUGAGCGACACGGCCAGAGUGUUCACUCUCCGGAAAAGGACCCGGAUGUCUUAGUGCCAGCCCACCCGGCAGAGAGCCUCCAAAGGCCGAGAACUUCAAGUCGCUCUGAAGGCACAAAGCAGCAAACCUUCAACGGCGCCUUCAUUUUUUUAUCUGGUCGAUUUUUACAAGGCAGUUUUUUCUUCUUAAAAAAAAAAACCCACACAGAAAGCAAGCUGCAAUCCAGUUCACUUUCUGUAAAUACCAAGCACAAAUGUUGUAAGGUGCUUCCACUUGGGGAUGUAAGAACAUUUAAAUGACUCACAAGACUGACAAGUUAGACCCUGGCUUUUAAUUUACUUUUGUGAAAUACCAAAUGAAACAGGUAGAGCUAAAAGGUAACUU
Molecule: messenger RNA, 2886 nt
Organism: Artibeus jamaicensis (Jamaican fruit-eating bat)
Lineage: Eukaryota; Metazoa; Chordata; Mammalia; Chiroptera; Phyllostomidae
Gene: ZNF750
Product: zinc finger protein 750
Exons: 4
Coding region: 415-2556 (713 amino acids)
Biological process (GO): positive regulation of transcription by RNA polymerase II; epidermis development
Cellular component (GO): nucleus
Molecular function (GO): promoter-specific chromatin binding; DNA-binding transcription activator activity, RNA polymerase II-specific; RNA polymerase II cis-regulatory region sequence-specific DNA binding
Source: RefSeq, a predicted model, not a curated record